This is a messenger RNA of Macrobrachium nipponense, 3960 nucleotides long. Its product is annotated as nucleolar protein dao-5-like. Gene Ontology annotation, cellular component: nucleoplasm; nucleolus. Lineage: Eukaryota; Metazoa; Arthropoda; Malacostraca; Decapoda; Palaemonidae. The transcript has 9 exons. Bases 61 to 2325 code for a protein of 754 amino acids. The record is from RefSeq and is a predicted model, not a curated record.
GUCUUGACGUUCUGGCAACAGUGCUCGUAGGUUGUUUAGUCCUUUAAAAUCGCAGCAAACAUGGCCGAUACCGCUGAAAUUACCAAAGCUCUUGUGUUUUCGUAUUUAACCCAGACGGACGCCAGUUUGGCGAAGUCAGUCACGAAGAAGUUAGGCCAGCCUUCGGUAAAGCUGCCUACAGAUUCACCAUCAGUUGUGGAAUUAGUAGAACAUUUCAUUAAGACAUCUCCCAACAAACGGCGAUUAAGCUUAGAGACUCCCACUGCCAAGAAAGCGCGCAAAGAUGAAUCUUCAAGUUCAGAGGAAAGCUCAGAAGAGGAAACAGAAGCUAAGAAAGUCCCUCCUAUGGUUAAUGGGAAAAGUCCAAAGACUCCUGUAGGUGUUAAAAAGAAGAGGGAAUCAUCAUCUUCGGAAGAGUCGUCUGACGAGGAGCCUGAAAAACCGGUGCCAGGCAAACAGAAGCAGACACCAGCUAAAAAAGUGCAGAAAGUUGCUAAACCAGAAUCAAGUUCUGAAGAAUCCAGCUCUGAAGAGGAGUCAAAACCAGCAAAGCCCAAUGGUACUCCAGUAGCUAAAGUUGCCACUCCUGCAGCAAAACCUGCUGCCAAGCCAGCUGAGUCAAGUUCUGAAGAAUCAAGUUCAGAGGAAGAAGAAAAGGUAGCACCACAGAAUUAUAAGCCCCCCAAUCCUUUAGCGUUGAAAUCACCCGAAACUGUUGCUAAACCAGCUGAAUCCAGCUCUGAGGAAUCAAGUUCUGAAGAUGACGAGCCAGCAAAGCCUGUCGUCAAGAAAGCUGUCACCCCAACUGCAAAGCCUGCUGCCAAGGGAGCCACACCUGCUAAACCUGUCGCUAAGCCUACGGAAUCCAGCUCUGAAGAGUCGAGCUCAGAGGAGGAAGAGGAGCCAGCGAAGCCAUCAGCGAAGAAAGCACCACCACCUAAGCAAGUAGCCAAGCCACCAGAAUCAAGCUCUGAAGAGUCUAGUUCAGAGGAGGAAGAACCAGCAAAGCCGGUUGCUAAGAAAGCUGCUCCACCAGCUACCAAGCAACCUGCUAAGCCAGCUGAAUCAAGUUCUGAAGAGUCAAGCUCAGAGGAGGAAGAUGAACCACCAAAACCUGCUGCUAAGGCAGCUGUAGCUGCUGCCAAACCGGCUGCUAAGCCUGCUGAAUCAAGUUCAGAAGAAUCCAGCUCUGAAGAGGAAGAACCAUCAAAGCCUGCUCCAGUGGCUGCCAAGGCUGCUCCGCCUGCUGCUAAAGUAGCAGCUAAACCAGCUGAAUCAAGUUCAGAAGAAGAAUCAAGCUCUGAGGAGGAUGAACCUCCAAAAGUUGCAAAACCUGCUAAUAAAGUUGCUACUCCUGCUGCCAAGCCUGCUGAAUCUAGUUCAGAAGAGGAAUCAAGCUCGGAAGAAGAACCUGCAAAGCCUGCUCCAAAGGCUGCACAACCAGCUCCAUCAAUGCCCAAGCCAGCUGCUAAACCUGCAGAGUCGAGUUCUGAAGAAGAGUCAAGCUCAGAUGAGGAAGAUGCACCUGCCAAGCCUGUUGCUAAAACUGCAGCCAAGCCAGCAGCCAAAGUGCCAGCUAAGCCUGCUGAUUCUAGUUCAGAGGAUUCGAGCUCAGAAGAAGAAGAGGCAAAACCUGCAGCCAAAAAAGCACCAGCAGCAACUCCAAAGGCUGCUCCUAAACAGGCAGCAAAGUCUAGUUCUGAAGAGGAAUCUAGCUCUGAUGAAGAAGACAAUGCACCGGCAAAACCAGAUGGGAAAACAUCCCAAGCCAAAGCAGCUCCAGCUGCCAAGCAAGCAAAGGAAUCGAGCUCUGAGGAGGAAAGCUCGGAUGAGGAGGAGGACGAGAAAGCCCCAGCCAAACCUGCCCCGGUAAAGGCAGCACCUCAAGCUGAGGAAAGUAGUUCUGGAGAAGAAUCUGAAGAGAGUGAAGAGGAGGAACCUGUCAAAAAGACCAAUACCUUUACUCCUGGGAAGCUUUACAAUGGUACAGCUGAUAAGAAAGCAGCCAAUUCAUCGUUUAAUAAUUCUCUAAAUUCUUCUGUGAAUUCUUCAAUGAACGGCUCCUUUAGUACCCCGGGGUAUCCCAAGAAGAGUGAGCCAUUCCGGAGAGUACGCGAGGAGGAAGUCUUCAUCAAUCCCAAAUUUGACAAUUCAUUUCAGUCCAAGAGAGGCAGUGCUGGUAGCUGGGGAGAACGAGCAUACCACGAUCUCAAAGUGACUAAAGGCAAAGGAUUCAGACACGAGAAGAACAAAAAGAAGAAAGGCAGUUACCAAGGAGGGUGUUUAGAUUUAUCAGUGAAUUCCAUCAAGUUUGACUCUGAUUAAAGAGGCAUUUAUUUUGCUCAGAAGUUCUUCCCUUGACCGAGUACUGAUAUGCCAGUAUGUAAGCAGCAUCCAUCGUUCAUGUUCUCUAAAUAUUCACCUGCUCAGGGUUCAUGACUUUCAUUUCAUUGUAACGUGCAUAAGUGUGUUGGCAACGUGUGAAAGGUCUAUCAGCAUAGGUAUUUGUAAGGUAGUUAUUUUUCAUGUUCAGUUUCCUCUUAAAACUGUUUUUGUUGCAUCUACUGAUAUGGGUGCUAUGGUGGGCAGUACAUCUUGCAGAAGACAAGUUUCAAGUAUUUGGUUGCCAAUCAAAGACUUGUGGGGGAUAGUACCUGCCAAUUAUUGGAAAGUAUAUAAGUUUUAGGAAUAUUUUGGUUACUGAGUCUAUAUCUUUCAGAUAUGUUUUAUGUUUUGUUUGACACUUAUGGAGGAGUAAGCAUUGUUUGUUAACCAUGUUCAUUACUAGUGCGAUAUGGUUCUAAGAUUGUAAAGUUUGGUAAAGUUUAUACAGAACUUUGUUUUUGAUGUCAUGGUCAGAAAUGUUGGUUCUGACUAGAUGAAUAAAGGGUUUGCCAGGCAGUGUCUUCACAGCCUUGUUUGUUCAGAAAUGUGAUUGUAAGUGGUUGCAUCACUUGGUGCGUAGAAUUUGGUUUGCUGUCCUUUAGGUGUUGCUGUGUCAAUGGCUCAUGUAAACUAAAUUCACAUUUUAUACUUGGAGAGUAAAGUGGUAUACUGAUAUAUACCCUAAAGAGUAAAUGUCGUAAAGCUGUAUUCUUUAUUCCAUUCUUCAUAGUGUGCUGUGUGACACACCAUGGUACUGAAGGUUUUUUGUGAGGCCCUAUUGGUCAUAGCGCCUAUACAUUGUCUCCCUUUUACUUUGUUUCCUUGUCUGAUUUUUUUUUUAAUAUAUGAGACCCUAUUGGUCAUAUUGCCUAUACAUUGUCUCCCUUUUACUUUACCUCUGUUCCUUUAGUUUCCUUGUCUGAUUUUUUUUUUUUUCUUCCCUUUUUAUAAGAUCAAAUCUCUAGGUCAGCCCUUUAAUGGUCUUGUAAUUUAUCUGUGGAUAAAUCUCUUCCCCUUGAAUAGACAGUAGAUUUGUGAGGCUUUCAUGCGUAGAUGCUAGGUUUGUUUAAAAGUUGUUAAUCGUUAUUUAGUGCUCUUCUGUUUAUGUGCUCCAUGCAAGAAUUCAUCCUAGUUGGUUUGUGAUGAUUCUUGAUCACAUUUACAAAAAUAUAUUUUAAAUUUUUUUUUUUUUUUUUUUUAAGAAUUAUCUUGUAUGUUCACUGAAAAUUGUAUUCCUGUGCAAGGUGCAAGGUAUGCAGAUGAGAUAAGAUCUCCUGAUGAAGAUAACAUUUUUAGGUUCAAAUAAACACAAGGCAUAACAGUAUGCUACAUAGUUGCCAUAGUAUUUGCAAAUGUACUUGGCAGUACCUUGUUCUUGGGUGGUGCAGCCUAAUCCAGUUUGUUACAUCCCCUCUCUCUCUUUGACAUUGAUAAUGACACCAUAAUGUAUAUAUUAUUCACGUCAUUACUUUAAUUCUCUCAUAUUUUUCUGGCUGUUGGGUUAUGCUGCGUUGCAAUGUGAAUUUUUACCAGAUGGUGAUAAUAUUUUUUAAAUAAAUAUAUAAAAUAGAAAAA